Rotaria socialis is the source of this 2844-nucleotide messenger RNA. The record is from the annotation of a GenBank genome assembly. NCBI's taxonomy places the organism in Eukaryota, Metazoa, Rotifera, Eurotatoria, Philodinida, Philodinidae.
AUGUUAACAAACAAAGGGUUAAAAAAAGAAUUUAUUGAUACGGUUUGUUGUCUCAAAAAUACAAUCAUUAACUUGUGCGCCACAUGCAGAAAGGACAUCAUAUUGAAUAAAGUACCUACUCUUUGUCUAUCUAAUGGUUUAGCAUUCUAUGAAAUACCAAAUUGUUUGAAAAUCUUGACUGAAUUAGAAGAAAGAUUAAUAUCACCAAGAAUUCCGUUUAUGGUAAUUCGAAGUUUAGGCUCUUGUAAACAAUUUGGUCUCAAGGGUAACCUUGUAAAUGUUCCCAUGAAUGUUGAUACAAAUGUUUCAAUAUUGCCUAGAAGUUUUAGUGAUACUCACACGAUUCAGUUGAAACUCAUGAGACAAAUGAAAAAUAAAAAUGCUUUUAUGUAUGAAACAAUUCGACCGAAAGUUGUGCAUACUGCUGUGAAAUAUUUGGUUGAACAAGCGCUAUAUAAAGAUGAAGGCAUUGUAAUAUCUCAUGAUUGGAUAAAUGAAUACUCUAACGAGAGAGAGAAUUUUAUCAUCAAUGAUGAUGACAAGAAAUUUGAUGAAGAUGAAAACAUUAAUAAAGAUUUUGAGGAUGAAGACGAACGGAAUGAAUGCGAUGAUAAACCAAUCAAUCCAAGCGCCACUGAAACGUUAUUAAACGAUGAGGUUGAUGAUCAAAAUGAUGUUGGUAUUAAAUUUGCUCCGGGAGAGAAUAAUAGACCGAUAUCGAUUCUAAUGGAUUUAAAAGUCGAUGAAUUAACAUUUCCGAAAAUUUAUUGUGGCGAACAAAGAAAAAUCAAAUCCAACGUCAAAUUGACUUACGGAAAAGAUCCUGUGACAUGUGUUCGUUAUUUUGAACAGAGAUUAAAAUGUUUAUGGGAAAUAUUAUUAGCUUCUUGUGGUUCAUUUGAAGGCAAUGGAUUAGAAGAUAAAUACAUCAGAGUUGAAUUCCAAGUUCGUGGCUCACAACAUAUUCAUGUUCUUAUAUGGCUAAAAAAUGCUCCAAAAUAUGACAAGAAUAAUCCUAAGUCCAUUGAACAAUGUAUAGAGUUUAUUGAUAAACUGAUUUCAGUUAAUGCUAAACUAACUGAAUUUUCUGACGAACUCAUAAAUUUGCAGCGCCAUAAGCAUUCACAUACUUGUAAAAAACAUGUAAAAAAUCGGAUUAAAUGUCGUUUUGGUAUUCCAUAUUUUCCGAUUAGAAAAACGAUGAUUUUAGAACCAUUUACUGAUGAUGAAAAGUUUACUAAAAAAGAACGUGAAGAGAUAAGUAAAAAUAAACAGAACGUAAUUAAAGAACUUGAAAAUAUAUCAAAAGAUAAAGAUAAUUCAUUAACUUUCGAAGAAUUCUUGGAACAUGUUAAUAUGAAUGAAGAAGAGUAUAUUAAAAUGAUUCGAAGUGAAUUAGAAAAAGCGAAGGUAUUUUUGAAACGUGCUCCAAAUGAAAUCAGAAUCAAUGCCUAUAAUCCAAUGAUAAUGUCAUUGCACAGAGCAAACAUGGACAUUCAAUUCAUUCUUGUUCCGUAUGCAUGCUUGACGUAUUGUGUCAACUACAUUAGUAAAUCCGAAAAUGGAAUGUCUAAACUUCUAAGAGAAGCCUUUAAUGAGCUACAAAAAGGCAACCAUACAGUCAAAGAACGUCUUAGAGUUCUUGCAAAUAAAUUUUUAAAUUCCAGUGAAAUUUCAGCACAAGAGGCUGUUUAUCAUAUCUUAAGUAUUCCAUUAUCAAUCAAUAGCAGAAGUACUAUAUUCAUCAAUACAAAUAGACCUGAAAAUAGAAUCUCUAUGGUCAAAUCAGAUGAAAUUCUUCAGAAAUUGGACCCUGAUUCAAAAGAUAUUUUUGUUCAAGGCUUGAUUGAUAUGUAUGUUAACAGACCUGACGACAUGAAAAAUGUCUGUUUCGUUGAUUUUGCUUCAUUGUAUAAUGUAACAAAAAGAAUAGCAUACAAUGAUGGUAUUGCGGAAAAUUCUGAUGAUGAAGAGGUUAUUGAUAAUGAAUUCGAUGAAUUUAAUCCUCUGAAGAUGAAAAAUAGUAAAGGGUGGAUAAAAAGAAGAACAAAACAGAAAAUAAUACGAUUUCGAAAUUUCCAAUUACAUCAAGAUCCUGAAAAUUAUUACAGAGAGCAGUUGAUGUUAUUUCAUCCAUGGAAUAAUGAACAAAAGGAUCUAAUUGAUAUAAACCAUGAAGAAGUAUUUGAAUCAUAUAAAGAUUCGAUUCGAAAAAAAAGAUCUGAAUAUGUUCAUCAUGAAGCUAAUAAAUUCGAAAAGGCUGUUGAAGAGAAUAAGGAAACAGAAGACGACAGUGAUAUCGAUGACACAAAUAAUGAAUAUGAUCAAGAUAAAAAUGAGUUUUUUAUUUAUAAAACAGGAAAUAAUGAAGGUGAUAUUUUUCUGGAGAGGGGAAUAAAUACUCAUACCAAAAAAGUUGAACAUUUUAAUGUUCCGAAAAUAAUACCAAACAUUGAAUAUCAGGAAAUUAUGAGAAAUCUCAAUGAUAGCCAAAUAAAAUAUACUUUAAAUGUGAUGAAUUUGAUUAAAAAUGGUGAUGAACAAUUUUUUCAUUUCAUCAAUGGAGGUGCCGGUGUUGGUAAAAGUACUUUGAUCAAAGCAGUAUAUCAAUCAAUAUUGAGAUUUUAUAAUUCACUUCCAGGAUCUAAUCCAGAAACUAUUCAUGUUGCACUCUGCGCACCAACUGGCAAAGCAGCAGCAUUGAUUGGCGGAAUGACUUUAAAUUCAUUUUUAAGUUUACCAGUUAAUCAAUGUAAACAUAAAUUGGUUAAACUAAAUAGCGACGUAUCAAAUAGAAUAGGAGUGAAAUCGAAACACUUCCCAGGAGAGUCAUUCCGACACUAG